Messenger RNA from Plasmodium inui San Antonio 1, 1026 nucleotides. RefSeq names its product protein phosphatase. The transcript has 6 exons. NCBI's taxonomy places the organism in Eukaryota, Apicomplexa, Aconoidasida, Haemosporida, Plasmodiidae. Gene Ontology annotation, molecular function: protein binding. The coding region runs from base 1 to 1026 and encodes 341 amino acids. The record is from RefSeq and is a predicted model, not a curated record.
AUGGAGGAAGUCGAGGGAGGCGCGGCUGGGGCACAAAAGGUGAUGACCUACGAGGAGGUCAAGAAAAUCUGCAGAGAAAGCAACCUGUACGAAACGGACGAGCUGAACGAAGUCCUCUACCUGCACAUGAAGGGCUUCCACAACAUCGGCGGUCUCGAAUCCUUCGCCAACCUCAAGUGCCUCUUCCUCAAUAACAACUGCAUAAAGGAGAUUACCAACCUGGGCGGACUCGGCAACCUGCGGGCCCUGUACCUCCAAAACAACGACAUCAGCUGCAUCGAAAACAUAGAGUGCACAUCCCUGGUCAUUCUAAACUUAGCCAACAACAGAAUUAGGAGACUUGGGAAUCUGGGCCACCUCAAGGGGCUCCAAACUCUCAACGUGUCCCACAACCUUAUCGAAACGAUCGAGGACAUCGCCGAAGUUGCGAAACUCCAGAACCUCUCCCACCUGGACCUCUCAGACAAUCACUUGAACUUCCACGAUGGGAUAGACGCUGAUAAACUGAAGGAGUUUUUGCACCACGUGGAGAGGGGCUCUUCUCGUGGCCUUCACCAUUUGGGGGCCGAGGACAAGCAGGCAAUGCGACUUGACGAUGGUGCCACGUUUGGCAAAGACUCCCCAGAGGACGGGUGCGAAAAGGAACCCUCCCAACAUGUCAAGUAUUACCAAAAUGUGCAGCCAAUGGACCAACUGACACGAAAGAAGAUUACAUUUCUGUGCCAACUGAUCAUUCUUUUAAGACAUAUGGGGAAGUUAAGAACUCUCUUCGUUAAAAACAACCCAUUCGUUAGCAAAAUCAGGCACGCCUCUAGGUAUCUGGUUGCCAACAUCCCCAACCUGGUCUUCCUGGACGACAAGAAGGUAAAGAAGGAGGAUGUCUGCCUGGCGAGGAUCUUCUUGAAAAGGGGAGCCGCGCAAGAAAUGAAACUCAAAGAAAUAUUCCAGAGAAAAAAAAUGGACAAGUACAAAAACUUAUCGGAGAAGUUUCAUACGUUUCUGAUGGCUCAAAGUGGAGGCUCCUGA